CCUCCCUCAUCACACGCUAUCGAUAACAUCAUACCACAAUCUUUGUCUCUAUCGUCUGCGGUUGGAACAGCUUCAGUUUGAGCUCGUUGCUACUUACUGGUGUGUUCUUUCCUUAGAUCUGAAGCGGAUAAACAUACCACUGGUUGGCGAGUUUUCUUCUCUGUUCUGUAGAUUCACCUAGAACCGAAAUUCUACUUUCCAGUGAGAUAUCUAGGUUUCCGGUCACGACGGUGCAAAAUGGGGUUCUCGUUUCCGGAGGAUCUGUUAGAACAUGUUUUCUCGUUCAUAACCUCUCAUAAGGACAGGAAUGCCGUUUCAUUGGUGUGCAAGUCGUGGUACGAGAUCGAGCGGUGGUGCCGGAGGAGGGUUUUCAUUGGGAACUGUUACGCUGUGAGCCCGGGGAUUGUGAUUAAGAGGUUUCCGGACUUGAAAUCGGUUGAGUUGAAAGGGAAACCGCAUUUUGCGGAUUUUAAUUUGGUUCCGGAUGGUUGGGGAGGAUAUGUUUACCCAUGGAUCGUUGAGUUUUCAAGAGCGUACCCUUGGUUAGAGGAGAUAAAGCUUAAGCGGAUGGUAGUCACUGAUGAGAGCUUGGAGUUGAUUUCCAAGUCUUUUAAGAGCUUUAAGGUUUUAGUUCUGUCUUCAUGCGAGGGUUUCAGUACCGAUGGACUCGCUGCCAUUGCCGCUAAUUGCAGAAAUUUAAAAGUACUAGAUUUGCGGGAGAGUGAAGUGGAGGAGCUAAGUGGGCAUUGGUUAAGUCACUUCCCUGAUAGUUUCACCACAUUGGAGUCUCUUAACAUAGCUUGCUUGGGUUCUGAGGUAAGUUUCUCAGCCCUUGAGCACCUGGUUGCCCGCUCACCCAACUUAAAGACUCUUCGACUCAACCGUGCUGUACCCCUUGACAAGCUCUCAACACUUCUACACAGAGCCCCACAGCUGGUUGAGUUUGGCACAGGUGCCUAUUCUGCAGAAACUCGACCCAGUGUGUAUUCAAGUUUAUCAGAAGCUUUCUCACAUUGCAAAGAGCUUAAGGACCUUUCUGGGUUUUGGGAUGCAGUUCCUUCAUAUCUCCCAGCCAUUUAUCCGGUUUGUUCUAGGCUCACUUCAUUGAACUUGAGCUAUUCCCCUAUCCAAAACCCUGAGAUCACCAAGAUCAUAACUCAAUGCCAUAAUCUCCAGCGUCUAUUGGUACUGGAUUACAUUGAGGAUGCUGGGCUUAAUGCCCUUGCUAUGUCAUGUAAGAACCUACAAGAGCUAAGGGUGUUCCCUUCUGAACCAUAUGUAAUGAAUUCAAACGUCUCCUUAACAGAGCAAGGCCUUGUUUCUGUUUGUGAAGGGUGCCCUAAGCUUCAGUCAGUUCUCUAUUUCUGUAGACAAAUGUCAAAUUCUGCAUUGGUCACCAUUGCUAGGGCACGUCCUAACUUAACAUGCUUUCGUCUGUGCAUUAUCGAACCCCAAGCCCCUGAUUACCUCACAUUUGAACCACUGGAUUCCGGUUUUGGAGCCAUAGUAGAACACUGUAAGGACCUCACACGUCUUUCAUUAUCCGGUUUCCUUACAGAUCGUGUGUUCGAGUACAUUGGGGCACAUGGUAAGAAGUUAAAGAUGCUUUCUCUAGCUUUUGCUGGCGAUAGUGAUUUAGGUUUGCAUCAUGUUUUAUCGGGGUGUGAGAGUUUAAGCAAGUUGGAGAUUAGGGAUUGCCCUUUUGGGGAUAAGGCUUUGUUGGGUAAUGCUGCUAAGCUGGAGACAAUGCGAUCCCUUUGGAUGUCUUCAUGUUCAGUUAGUUUUGGAGCGUGUAAAUUGCUUGGUGAAAAGAUGGGUAGGGUUAAUGUUGAGGUUAUGGAUGAGAGUGAUUACUUGGAGUUGGAUUCAAAGUCGGAUGGUUGUUUAGUUGAAAAGCUUUAUGUAUAUCGCACAGUCUCGGGUCCAAGGCAUGACAUGCCUCCCUUUAUAUACACAAUGGGUCAAGACUCUGCAUACAGGUUGAAUUAGUUAGGGAUAUGAUGUCAUUGGGUAUAGAAGAUUGAUUACAAGGUAGUACUCCAUCAUUUGAGUUGCCUUAUUUAUUUAUGUUGUUAAUUUAGUAGAAAGUUACAUUUUUCUUAGAAUUUAGUUUGCAUACUGUCUUUUGAGGGGAUUGUAAUACGUCAUUCCUUGGCAGGAAAUGUGAUGGAACUCAGUAAUAAAUUAAAUAUUGAAUAAUUUAUGUGU
Molecule: messenger RNA, 2208 nt
Organism: Lactuca saligna
Lineage: Eukaryota; Viridiplantae; Streptophyta; Magnoliopsida; Asterales; Asteraceae
Source: the annotation of a GenBank genome assembly